Molecule: messenger RNA, 3399 nt
Organism: Physella acuta
Lineage: Eukaryota; Metazoa; Mollusca; Gastropoda; Physidae
Product: CTD small phosphatase-like protein 2
Molecular function (GO): phosphatase activity
Source: RefSeq, a predicted model, not a curated record
UAAUCCGUGUGAUUUUUACAUAUAUGGUUUAUUGAAUUUAUGGACUGUUUUUAAAACGUUAGGAAAAUACAAUUAUACUAUUCUUUUUAUUGUGAAAUAUAAAAAAAAACAAAUGGACUUCAUGUUAGUUGUCAGAUCAAGUGAAUAAUUAGAGCAAUGCAGCUCCGCAUCAAGGCGGAAGAUGUGGCCCCUGUUGGCUUUGAGCAGGGGGCAAAGACAGAUGACCACCUGACCACACCGAUGGGGAGGAAGAAACGCUUGAUCAAGUGUCGUGACAAAAAUGCUGUUAACAAGCAGGUUACGCUAACCUCUGGCAAAAAGUUGCGCAAGGAGAAGACACAAGAGGUGAAGAUGAUGAACGGGCUGACCAAGUGCAGUCCUCAGGUGAACGGGGACGUGGACCUUAUAACCUCCACCCCACACCAGCCCUCUGCAGCAAGGCGGAAAGGUCGGAGGCCUAAGUGCAAAAAAGCAGAUGAAGCUGAUAUUCCAAAUUCUAGUCCACCUAGGACAUCAGUGCUAGGCACCAUUUUCUCACCUAUUUAUCAGCCAUUUCAUGCACAUACAGACCAAGAGUGCAGCAGUUCAGUGACAGACCUGGAGGCCAUAGCCAGGGUGCUUGACCUGGAUGAUGUCAUGAUAGAGACAGUGAUAGAAAGUACUAUUUCCAGUAAAGAAAAUGAGGAUCCCACCAUGGACGUGUCUCCAGAGGCUGACUGCAAAGAGCUCCUCAUGGUGGAGGACAACAACAACAACAGCAGCAACAACAACAGCACGACCACAACCAUCGCUGCCACCAACACCGCCACCAUCUGCAGCAGCCACCUCCACAUGGUGGCCACCACCAGCAGCACCUGCAGCGUGGAGAUGCACAACCAGCACAACCACCACAUCUACCACAACCCCGGCUGCUGCAGCACAACCAUGGGAGUGCAGACGGCGGAGUGUGGGACGUACGUCAGUGAGGAGGAGGAAGGAUCUGAGGAGGGUUAUGAAUGGGAUGCUGAGUUACAAGACCCGUAUGCCAUCAUUAGAAGCUUACCUCCCCUGACAGAUGAACUGAGGGCCAGAGUUCCAGCCCUUCCAUUGAAAACUCGCAGCUCACCGGAAUUUUCUUUAGUGCUUGAUUUGGAUGAGACUUUGGUCCACUGUAGCUUGACUGAGUUAGAGGAUGCUGCAUUUUCUUUUCCUGUUUUGUUUCAAGAGGUUUCAUAUAGAGUUUUUGUGAGAACAAGGCCAUUUUUCCGUGAGUUUUUGGAAGCUGUGUCACAACACUUUGAGGUGAUUCUCUUCACAGCAUCAAAGAAAGUUUAUGCAGACAAACUGAUGAACUUGUUGGAUCCAGAGAAAAAGCUCAUCAAGCAUAGGUUGUUUAGGGAACAUUGUGUGUGUGUCAAUGGGUACUACAUUAAAGACUUAUCCAUACUGGGACGUGAUCUAGCUAAGACUGUUAUUAUUGAUAACUCACCACAGGCAUUUGGUUAUCAGCUGGACAAUGGGAUCCCUAUAGAAAGUUGGUUUGUAGACAAGGAUGAUAAGGAAUUGUUGAAGGUUCUUCCCUUUCUAGAGGAGUUGCGAGUUAAGAACCAAGAUGUGAGACCACAGAUCAGAGAUCGCUACCGCUUACACACGCUACUUCCACCAUAAAGGCGGCCACUGUCGUAUUCUCAUUAGAGGGGCAGCCAUGCGAGGUCAAGGCAUGAACAGGCAAAGGAAAACGCAAGGACCACUGCAGCCGUCAGUGUUGUUUCAUUUUUAUUUCAAUUGUUUGUUACUACACUUUGAAAUCUAUUUAAAGCCAGUCUCAUGUAGCUCUCACUCACUGAGUUUAAGGAGAUUAUAAUUGUCAUGGUUUUUUUUUUAAACUGUUUGAAGCUACAUAACAAAUGUUCAUGUUAUUUAAAUUACUGUGCUUUUGUUUGGAAAAAAAGAGUAUUCUUUUUGUAUUAUUAUAACAGUAGAGAGUUAUUUGUUUUUUGUUGAGUAAAUCAUUGGUUAUUUAGAAUAAUGGCAAUCAUUCUCUUUGGUGUGAAUGAUAUGUCUUACUGAUUUUAAAAUCAGCGAUGUAAGAUUAUUCCCUGAAACAAUUCAUCUAUUAUUUAAGUAAUUGUUUUUAGCUGUUGAAAAUUAAUUAUUUUUAGCGUUAGGUAAUUUAGACCCAUAGUUUAGUUUUCCCUCCUUAUAUUUUUAAAUAUAAUGCAAGGUUUUUCUGUUCAAUUAUGAUCUAAAAAUGACAAUCCUAAUGGUCAGUAAAUCUAAAUAAAAAUUUUUUUAGUUUAUAUCCUCCAGUAUAAAUAAAUUUCUCUUUCUAAGACAGGGUUUCUGAGUGCCAGAAUACCGUAUCAAAUUUGUUUCCUCUUUCCUAGUAUAAAAACACAUGUAAAAUUGUUUAGUAUUAGUAGUAUAAUUGAAUGUUGUGUUGUUGCCCUCCCCUUCCCUCCACACUUUGUUGAUGAUAGAGUUGUUUUAAACAAAAUUUUGUUGAUGUUCCUUGCAAACACUGCAUAGUUAUUUACUAUUGGAUGGCAGAUUUUUAAAGCAUUAGUAUUCUAAAAUAAUUUUAGAAUGAUUUUUAAAAAAAACUAUUUAAAAAAAUUUGAUUAUAAGAUUUUUAUUAUCUUUUAUUUUUUUAAAUAUGUAUAAAUGGUUUAAAAUUCUGAACUAUUAACUGUGAGUUAAAUCUUGUUUGGUUUUUAAAAUAUAUGUGAUACUUCUUUUAUUUAGUUACAUUGUAUUUUUUUCUUUAUAUUAUUAAUCUAUACAUAAUAUAUACAUAUUAAAAAAUAUAUAUAACAAAUGUGCAUGUACAGCAAUGUGUGCAUUACUUAAAUUAAUUGAAUGUCUGUACAUAAUAUGUACCAAAAAUUUCAAACAAUUAAAUUAUGCUUUUCUUUUUUAGCCACCUGGUCAAUUGAUAACUAUAUUGUACUGAAUUAUAAACAUUACUGUAAAAAUGUGCAUGUUGUAUAGCAAAAUGUAUUUCCCAAUGCACUACUCCAUGCCCGCUCUCCAUGUAACUCUGUCAGUGUUGACUAGACCAGACCCUAUCUGUGUGUCAUUAUAUUUUAUUAUUUGGGUGUCACUUUGUUUGUUGUGUUCAUUUUCACACUAGAAAUAGUAAAGGGAGGCCACUCCAGUUGACAGGAUGAGUAACUCUGUCAUUAAAUUUGAUCAAAUUUUGUUAACAUGGUAGAUCUGUGAAAAUAUACGCAUUUACUACACAAGAUAGAAUGUAUUUUUAUAAUAUGAUUUCAUUAUGUGAUUAUUUUUUUAUUGUAUUAACAUUGUUUAAAUCACAGAAUUAUUUUCAGGGUGGUUUAAAAUAUUUAUAAUAGCUGAUUAUUUUUUACAGUAGUAAUAAAAGUAAAGAAAAGUAUUUGAAAUAUCUGUUUUUAAAAU